GAUGAUUAAUCUCUACUAAUUAAGAUGCCUCACCUUAGCUAUGGUGACCUGCAGAGGAUAUUCAAGAAGCUUGACCUGAACGGCGAUGGCUAUGUAAGUAUUAGCGAGCUUCAUUGGGUAUUGGACAGGGUUGGUAUCUGGACAAGCCAAGAGGAGCUCGAAUAUACUUUGGAGAGAGACAAUCUUGAUUUAGAAGAAUUUAUUCGAUUCUAUGAUGAAUCGAUAGCAGCAAAGAUAAGAAGUGAUGGGGAAGAUGAUGAAGCAGAGGAUGAUGAGGAGAGAGAUAGGCUUGAUCUUGUGGAAGCUUUCAAGGUAUUCGACCUGAACAAUGAUGGGUUCAUCUCUAGUGAAGAACUCCAGAGUGUGUUGUCGAGACUUGGGUUAUGGGAGGAGAGUAAGGGAGAUUGUCGAAGUAUGAUUCGAAAAUUUGAUACCAAUUCAGAUGGGUUGCUUGAUUUCGAGGAAUUCAAGGCUAUGAUGUUGCUUACAACUCCAUGAUAUAUAAUUUAA
Messenger RNA from Telopea speciosissima, 510 nucleotides. Its product is annotated as probable calcium-binding protein CML44. Gene Ontology annotation, molecular function: calcium ion binding. Bases 25 to 498 code for a protein of 157 amino acids. The record is from RefSeq and is a predicted model, not a curated record. The transcript has a single exon. Lineage: Eukaryota; Viridiplantae; Streptophyta; Magnoliopsida; Proteales; Proteaceae.